ACUUUAAGGCGGUAAUUUGAUAAUAGUUAUUAUCCGCUCUUGUUUCGAAAGUUGUUGAUAUGGGAUGUAUUGUGAGCAAAGAAAAACUAGCUGCUAUAGCUCGAUCCAAAGACAUUGACAGAAAACUAAAGGCUGAUGGUGAGGCUUCAUUUAAAGAGGCCAAACUGUUGCUCCUCGGUGCCGGAGAGUCGGGAAAAAGCACAAUAGUUAAACAAAUGAAGUACGUUACUGUAAUACUGAUUUGCAGAAUUAUUCAUAUGUCUGGUUAUACUGAAGAAGAAUGCAAAACUUACAGACCGGUCGUAUUCAGCAACACCAUCCAGAGCAUGGUAGCCAUACUGAGAGCUAUGGAACAACUGCAGAUAUGUUGUGCAUAUCCGAACGCAAUGAAUGAUAUUGCUGUGGUCCUCAACCUUCCACGGACAGAUGUUGACGUGCUACCCGACGAAGUAUUUAGUGCGCUGAAGAGGCUCUGGUACGACCCAGGUGUUCAAACAGCUGUUAAUAGGUCUCGAGAAUUUCAACUGAAUGAUUCUGCAUCAUACUUUCUUGACUCAUUGGAUAGGUUAUCAAGUCCUUGUUAUAUCCCAACACAACAGGAUGUCCUUCGGACUAGAGUAAGAACGGGUGGAAUUGUAGAAACCCACUUCUCUUUUAAAGGAUUAAGCAUCAGGAUGUUUGAUGUUGGGGGACAGCGUUCAGAACGAAAGAAAUGGAUUCACUGUUUCGAAGGCGUCACCGCAAUUAUAUUUGUGGUUGCUAUGAGUGAAUACGAUCUAACCCUUGCUGAAGAUCAAGAAAUGAAUAGGAUGAUGGAAUCUAUGACAUUGUUUAGUUCAAUAUGUAAUAACCAGUGGUUUACAGAAACAAGUAUCAUUUUAUUUUUAAACAAGCGAGAUAUUUUUGAAAACAAAAUAAUGAAGUCACCGUUAACCAUAUGUUUCCCAGAGUACACUGGUGGGAAUAACUAUGAAGAGGCUUCGGAGUAUAUUCGAUCAUGUUUUGAAAAUUCAAACACUCGUAGUGGACCUAAAGAUAUUUAUUCCCAUUUCACAUGUGCAACGGACACAAGUAAUAUACAGUUUGUGUUUGAUGCUGUAACUGAUGUAAUAAUUAAAAACAACCUCAAGGAUUGUGGGAUAUUCUGAUUUUAUAAAAAAGAAAAUUAGUCAUCUUUUCUGAUUUUGAACUUCCUUACGAAACAGUUUUUGUAAAUUAAGUGUAGCAAUUUAUUUAUUAUAUUUUACGUUAUAUGCUUUUUUUAAACUGUUCUGUCUAACUUCCGAGUAGUCGAGUGUAACAAGAACAUAACAGCUUCAAUUUAUAUAUUUUUAUUGGUAUUAGUAUCUAGCUAUAUUUCUCAGUAUAAUAAAUGCGAUUUUGUUAAACGCUGGCCGAAACUUAAUUUUAUCUUGUUUUUGUUCUCUCUAGUGUUCUGUUUAAAUUCACUACUUGUAAAUAAAUCUUUAUGUUUUGUUCCACUUCAUUUGUUUGCAUUCUAAAACUCAG
Messenger RNA from Schistosoma mattheei, 1509 nucleotides. Lineage: Eukaryota; Metazoa; Platyhelminthes; Trematoda; Strigeidida; Schistosomatidae. The record is from the annotation of a GenBank genome assembly.